CACGUGUUGAGCUAUGAGUAAUUUGUAUAUUUUGUAAUACAGCGUGGUGAUAGCUAGUCAAGCACAACAAAUCAGUCGCUACGCAACACAAAAUAAACAAAAAAAUGUUUGCUGGAUUUUUGGUAUCCCGGGAAAUAUUGAAAUAUUUAUUUUCGCACUUUAAUUUUGUUUAUCAAUCAUAGUAAGCAGUUUCUCAUUCAUGACAGAGCUAUAAAAAAAAUAAGUUUUUGUGACAGUUAAAGGAGGAUAUAAAUAGUAACAGAAAUGAGUAAAAAUCGAUGGGAUAAAAUUAGUAAAAAGUAUGCCAAUGAUCCUGGCAUUACAUCGCAGGAAGUGAAGAAGUUUUUGGAUAUGAACUUUACGGAUGGAUAUUUUGAGCAGUUGUGCGGUAGGAAGGAAGUUCGACGAUUGAAUCCGGCUUUGAUUAUGGAUCUGAGGCAUGAUAUUAUCAAAAAUCGCACCGAAGACUCGCCACAACAUGCAAGCAAUAAAAAGAGGGAUAACGGCACAAUAAAUAAAUUUAAAUUGCAAAAGGAACUGAACAUGGAAAGUAUUCGAAACCAUAACAACCUUGUCGACUCACGAUUGAUUGAGAAUGAAUUGGAAAAAUUUAAACUUGAAAUUCGUAAGUUGAGGACGACUUCAUCGAAGAAAUCGGAAAAAUAUCAAGACAGUUUGGAUGAAUAUGAAGACCCAGAGGAAACAAAAUUAUUGAGUGCAUUGCGUGACACGGAGGAAGCGACUUUUGCUUAUCGGAAUGAAUUCAAUAAAAUUGUCGUUGAAAAACCGAAUUUAUUGCAAAUAAAUCAUUUUGAAUUUAGCUAUGAUGAAGGAAGUGCAUGCAGUGAAUCAACAGCUGAACUGUCUGAAGAUUCACUUGACAAAUGCUCAAAUUUAAACUUUAUUAAAAUCUCAGCACAACCAAAGCCAACAAUUCAAAUUGAAGAACUUGAUGAGUAUCAAGAUUAUUAUGAGAUUAAUGAAGAUCCAACAAAAUUUAAUGUUGAGGAUGAGACUGAAAAGCCAUAUGAUCCAAUGUGCUAUGUCUGCUGUACUGAAGAUAAAUGUGAGUUCCAAAAGAAUGAAUUUGAGACUCAAUCGUUCUACAGCUUGCCAAAUUUGAGUGAAAAUGAUGUCGAGCACUUGAUGAGAAUCACAAAAUUCCAAUCCUUAAUAUCUGUAGAAACUCCAACAAUUAAAGACUGUCGAUGCUGUCCACCAUCAGCUGAUGUAAAGAUUAAACAUCUUGAUAAGUCAAUCGAAGAAGCUGAAGCUGAACGACUGCUUAUUAUCCGUCGAAUGGAACUAGAAGAGAAAAAUUAUCAAGAACUGAUUGUUAAGACAGACGCUCAAUCUAAAAACAUCAGUGAUCCAUCAUCAAACUACGUCUACGAUAAAUACAUCAGUGACUUGAUCAAUGAGGAUCAAAUGACAUCACAAAAGGAAUUCGAGCGUGAAAUGCUGAGAAAGUCCUUCAAAGACUGGCUCCAAAAGACAACAAUCUCAAAAAUUCUCAAAACGAAUGCUUUUAACAACGAAGAUCGUGUUAAAAAGAUUAACGAAUUUCUCAAUAAAGUUCGAUUUGAGCACAAUAAAGGACACAUCAGCAACGAGACGAAUAAGAAGAAAACUGGCAAGCAUGAGAAAUCAAAGAAGUCUUCAUCAAAAACCGUCCGUAAAGAUUUUGAGAAUAAAUUAAAAGUUCAACAAGACAUAAUUGAGCUGCAAAAGCUGAAAAUUCAGCGACAAGAGCGAUUAAUCACCGAAAUGAAAUUGGCAAAAUUCACCGAAAUGGUAAAGGAAUCAAAGAAUGAUCUCAAAAUGGAAUUGAUCAAUGCAAAGCGUACGAAUACAAAAUUGCGUGCGAAGGCACGUUGCAUUGAGAUGGUUGCGAACAUACCGCCUGAUCCGAUUGAAGAAGAGCGUAGAAAAUUAUUAGCGCAAGGUCUUAUGGUUCCGAAAUUUUUGCAAAAAAUGCAAGAGCGUGCUGCUGAACGUCUUGCACGUCAUGAAGAAGCUCGCGAGCGUCGUGAACGUUUAGAGUAUGACAAGGAGGAAGCGAAAAAUGUUGCUGAAUUGGCUAAACGAAUGGAAGAUGAGGAGGCAAAGAGAAAGCGAUUUUUGGAGAUGCGCGAGAAGCGACGUCAAGAAAAGUUUGCUAAACAAUUGAAGGAACUUGAACGACAGCGUAUGGUGGAGAAUAUGAAAAUUGCACGUGAUCAUUAUGCUCGAAAUUUAAUGAAACGUAUUGGAUUUCGUGCUUUUGAAUUGGCUAUAAAGAUGAAACGAUUGAAUCAUAAAAAGGCAACAAUUCAUCGACGUCGUGUCUGCAUGAAGAAAUUCUUUAAUUUAUGGCAGAAAAAUACAAAGGUUGUGUGGGAUAUAAAGCGAGCACAAGCAGAUAAAUUAUAUAGUUAUUUGACUUAUCGAAUGUACUUCAAGCAUUGGCGUCAUGUCCACUCCAUUCAUCAAUCCAAAUUCUUAGUUGCCAUUGAUUGGUACGAGGUCAAAAUGUCUGAAAAGCUUUUUUAUCGAUGGAUUCAAUUUGCCGAGGAGAGUAAGAUGGUUGAAGGUACCAAAAUGAAAAAUGCAGAAGCUCACUAUAGUUGUCAAAUGAAAUGGAAGCUCUUUGACGCUUGGCAUCGGUUCCCAGCCUUAAUGAAAAUUGAACGCGAGACUGAAGUGCGACGUCAGAAAUGGCGUAUGAAAAUAUGGGAUUUACUUCCUGAUUAUAAACCACAGGACGCACCUUAGCUAUCAAUUGACGACUCGUUCAUUUAAUAAUCAAAUAAUCAUAAACAGCUAGUUUGGCAUCAUAUAUGAUUAUUUAUGACUAAUUAUUGUGGAUUUUUUAUCGUAAACUGGAAUAAUUCUAUUUUUAUACUGCAUCACAUCACACAAAACUUUGUAAUCCCUUUAAUAUUAUGUGCAAUAAUGGCAAGUGUUUUGUAGUCGUUUUGUAAUU
This is a messenger RNA of Chironomus riparius, 2965 nucleotides long. Lineage: Eukaryota; Metazoa; Arthropoda; Insecta; Diptera; Chironomidae. The record is from the annotation of a GenBank genome assembly.